This is a messenger RNA of Helicoverpa zea (corn earworm), 554 nucleotides long. Its product is annotated as mitochondrial import inner membrane translocase subunit Tim13-like. Bases 141 to 413 code for a protein of 90 amino acids. The record is from RefSeq and is a predicted model, not a curated record. The transcript has a single exon. Lineage: Eukaryota; Metazoa; Arthropoda; Insecta; Lepidoptera; Noctuidae.
UUUAUCUCUUCGGUCGCCCGUUCAAUCGUCCACUUGCUGUCAAUUUGAUUAGAAUUAGAAAUUUGAGGUUAUACUGUCACUAUCCCACAAUUCCAUAAAUCGUAUCAUCUGACUAAAAUCUCAAACUAGAUAUUAAUACAAUGGAUGCUCUAUCCACGGGUUCGCUCUCUGGAGCACAGAAAGAAGAGUUGAUGGAUCAGGUGAAACAGCAAAUUGCUAUUGCGAACGCUCAGGAGUUACUGACGAAAAUGUCUGAGAAAUGUUUCAAAAAGUGCAUCAAUAAACCGGGCACAGCGCUGGACAAUUCCGAACAGAAGUGCAUUGCGAUGUGCAUGGACAGGUAUAUGGACGCGUGGAACCUGGUGUCGCGGACGUACAGCAGUCGUAUCCAGCGAGAGAGGAACAACAUGUGAAAGCGACCACCAGGGACAGAGAGCCGUGUGCGAGCGCGUCACUGUAAAUAUAGACGACUUAGUAGUUACAAAGCAUUUGAAAUUGUGAGUUGCGGCUGCCGGUUAUGUUAAUGUGUUCAAUAAAAGUACUUUAGGUUGUUA